AUGACCAAUUAUCUCGAUUUCUUUUCUGUUUCCUACGACUUUCUUAGCUAGCAAACACAAAACUCCUUCUGAUUUUGGGGGUUGUGGUGAGGAGAUAUCGAUGGCUUUGGCGCUUGUUGGAGGGGCUGCUUUGGGAGCAGCAUUUCAGGGUUUGCUAACGGCGGUCAUAAAAGUAAGUAAAAGGUUUGCCGGGUUCCACUCCAUCCUUAAAAAACUCGAAGCCACACUAGAACGCAUAAAGCCAUAUAUCCAAGAGAUGGAAAAGUUGAACGAGGAGUUGGAUCGUCCAAGGAAGGAAAUGGAGAAGUUGAUCCAAAUCUUACAAGAUGGAGAGAAGCUAAUCCAAGACUGCUCUCGCUGCUACUGCUACCAGAGGAUAGGGUACGCCAAUAAAAUUAAAGCCCUCGAUGCCUCUCUUCUUAGAUUGUUUCAUGUGGAUGUGCACGCCCAAGUCAGUAGGGACGUCAAGGAGAUUCUGGCCAUUCUCAAAUCAAAUGGAUGUAAUUGGAAUUACAGAGGGGUUUCUGAUGAACAUGAAAACUUGGGUUCUUGCAACGCUCCUGGUCCACUGGAAUUUAUGGUGGGAUUAGAUGUGCCUUUCAUCUUCAAAUUGAUGAAUGAAAAUGAUAUAAGGAAAGCAUUCCUAAUAUCUCAACAUCUCAAAGAAUUGAAGAGGCGGCUAUGUGAGGAUGGGGAAUCAAGGAUUGUGAUCAGGACUCCUGGAGGAUGUGGGAAAACCACUUUGGCUAAAGAGCUUUGUCACGACAAUCAAGUCAGAGAAUAUUUUAAGCACAUUUUGUAUGCCACGGUGUCAAGACCGCCCAACCUAAUUGCCAUCAUUACGAAACUAUUUUGGGACGAAGAUGAACGAGUGCCAAAGUUUCAAAAUGAGGAAGAUGCAGCCAAUCAAAUGGAACUGAAACUGAAGAAGAAAGAAGAAUCUGGUGCUGUACUGUUGGUCCUAGAUGAUGUUUGGUGUGGAUCAGAAUCCCUCUUAGCCAAGUUCAAGUUCCGGACAUCAAAAUCCAAGGUCGUCGUUACAUCAAGAAAUGAAUUUCCAGAAUUUGGCUCUACAUAUGACUUGGAAUUGUUGAAUGACGACGAUGCCAUGGCUCUUUUUCGUCACUCAGCAAUCCCCCAGAAUGGAAGCUGUAAUUACACACCGACUGAUAGGCUUGUGAAGAAGAUAGUGGGGCACUGCAAGGGACUUCCACUGGCCCUGGAAAUCGUUGGCAGAUCACUCCAUGGGCGGCCUGUAGAGAUCUGGAGAAGCCGACUGAAGAAAUUAUCCGAAGGUCAAUCCAUUGUCAAUUCUGAAACUGAUCUGCGUAAAUGUCUUCAAAGUAGCUUAGACGCCCUAAAUGACGAGGAUGUUAUGCCGAAGGAGUGUUUUAUGGACUUCACCAGGAAUGAUGCAAGCGAGAUUGAUGGAUGCUACAGCGAUGCCUUUGUGAUGCAGCAUGCCUUUUUGCACUUUCCCUUUGCUGCUGAAUUGACUAAUUUUUCAGUUCUCAGUUCCUUAUCCAAUCUAAAGAGAAUCAGGUUAGAGCAAGUUUCAAUUCCAACACUAUGCAACACCAGUAUGGAAUUGAAGAAUCUGGAAAAGCUAUCCUUAGUCAUGUGUCAUAAGAUUGGUCAAGCUUUUGCAAGUAGUACCAUCCAGAUUCCAGAAAUGUUACCAAACCUUAGGGAAAUCAACAUUGAUUACUGUAAUGACUUGGUGGAAUUACCAGAAGGGUUUUGUGAUUUAGUCCAGCUGAAUAAGCUGAGCAUCAGCAACUGCCAUAAGCUGUCUGCACUGCCGGAAGGGAUAGGGAAGCUUGCAAAUCUGGAAGUGCUAAGGGUUAGUGCCUGUACAUUGGUGUCAAAAUUGCCAGACUCAAUGGGAAGCCACCACAAGUUGAGCGUUCUUGAUAUAACUGGUUGUUUACGAAUAAGGAAAAUGCCGAAACAAAUAGGGGAGUUGCGUGGUCUAAGAGAGCUCCACAUGAGAAGGUGCCCAGGUUUGCGCGAGCUGCCACCAUCAGGGACGCUUCUCGUGGAUUUGGAGAUGGUAAUCUGCGAUGAAGAGACUGCCCAGCUGUGGGAAUGUUAUACGCACUUGCUCCCCAAUCUCACCCUAUCAGUGCCUGAAGAAAUUAUCAACUUGAAUUGGCUUUAAAAUACUGGUUUCUGAAAAACUUUCAUCCUCCAAAGUGCUGAACCGGACUCCUAAUUAUAUUCAAACAAUGUUCGACGUAUGAAAUCUAGUAAUAAUUACAAGAAUCUGUGGUAUCA
Molecule: messenger RNA, 2277 nt
Organism: Vitis riparia (riverbank grape)
Lineage: Eukaryota; Viridiplantae; Streptophyta; Magnoliopsida; Vitales; Vitaceae
Product: probable disease resistance protein At5g66900
Exons: 5
Coding region: 101-2161 (686 amino acids)
Biological process (GO): defense response to fungus
Molecular function (GO): ADP binding
Source: RefSeq, a predicted model, not a curated record